AAAGAAAAUUAUAUACAGCCUCUUGUUAUUUGAUUCUUCAUUAUUAUGGAUUGGUUGGCGUUUCUGUUUUGUGUUUUAAUAUGGGCGUUACACGUGUCGAAUACUCAGUCACAAGGUUCUACCAACACAGAAUCUGCCAUCAACGUCCCGUGGCUGCGCAAGAGUACAUGCCAAACUCCUACUACAGUUGAUAAAUGUAUUCAAUGCACGUGUGACGAUGGAGUGCAGACCUGCAGAAAUGUGUGUCAUACUCUCGAAUAUCGAAGGAAAGGAAGCGAAUGCUUUAGUGGACAGCGGAUUCCGGAUCCCGAUGGAUGCAAUACUUGUAUUUGUUUUGAAGGAGAGAUACACUGCACGCGCAACCAAUGCGAUUAUGAACACGAUUAUGAAGGUAAAGAAUGUACUGUACCGAAGUAUAUUUUGAAACCAGAUGGAUGUAACUUCUGCUUUUGCUCGCCUGAAGGGAGAUUGAAAUGCAGCAAUGAAAUCUGCAUACCAGAGUUUCAGUGUAGCAAGGAUAAGACUGGAAUAUUUCGACCAGACCGCUGUAACGUGUGUGCGUGCGUGAAUAAUCGCCUGAGGUGCACGGCCAACAAAUGUUUAACAGCGAUAACUGAACCAAGUCUUCCACCAGCUUUAAGUUCAAUGAUUGAUCCACAAAUAAAAAUGAGAUUUCAAGAAGACGAAGGACAAACUCCACUACCGCAUAAAUGUACCAAUACCAUUUGUUGCCAUUGUCUUAAACGAAUGCUAGCAGGCUAUGUGGGAUCUUCUUCAGAAAAUUAUGACGACUUGUUCAAUGAAGACACACAAAAUCAAAAAAAUAUAUCAAGGGGUCCAUUAUUUGAUAUCAUUGCUCAGAUAUGCAGUAAAAACCAGUCAACUGUUGAACAAAGUCAUGCUUAUCAUGGUUACAAACAAGAAGCUAAACUGCAUUCUAAUAGUUUAUCAGAAGACAAAAGUAAAUUAAUAAAAAUAUUGGCCACUUUAUCAAAUAAUCCUACACUUGGUGAUAUAAGUGAUAGAUUUUCCUCAUCACAACCAGAAUAUGCUCAAAAAAAUUAUCAAAGUAAUAAUUUUCAAAACCUCGCAACGGAAUAUUUAAUAAAACCACCGUCAACUGUAAACUACUCGACUAAAUUAAUUACUGCAAGCUCCCAAAGUAAUCAAACAAAUUUAGUUGUCCCCGAUAAGGAACCUUUGUAUCAGGACUCGUUUUUGCCAACAGAAGGCCGUCAUGAAAUCGUUUCAAAUUCAGUUUCUCUCUCUGUUCCAGAAUAUCCUAAAGAUAUUGAUAAAGUUUUCCCGUUUAGCGAUGAGAACGAAAAAUUGAGCAAUGAUUAUUCUUCUCUGACUAUAAAUCCAAUGGAUGAGCCUAGAAUUAUUUCUAAUUCAUUACAAUUUGGACCCUCAGAUCAACAUACCAUUAUACCAGUAAUGUCUAUCCAAAAUACGGAAAGCAUAGCGAAUAACAAAAUCCAAUCUCUUAAUUUUGUGCCACAAAAUGUACCAAACGCAGAAGCCGUAACUUCAGAUGAAUAUCAUCAAUACAAGCCGACUAUGAAUAUCAUCAAUAACUCUGCUAAAUCUAUUAUAGAAAAUAAUGACGAGAAAUCAAUGAUUGAUGAAAUUAACCAAAUUAUACAGCACACGUUACAAACUCAGCUUGAACCAAAUCCAGCACUAAACAAUAUGUAUCAAUUGAAACAACAAGAAGAUUACCAAAAUCCUAACAUACCCCAAAUACAUGAAAAUAAUAAUUUUGAAUCACUUUCAUUACAAAAAAGUCUGAAUCAAUAUAAUGAUUCCUCUAUUCAAGUUGAAACAGAAUCCGAUUUAACAAGUCAAGUUAUUUUAAACAAAAUAGAGGAUGCAUUACAAAUUAAGAGUCCUGUUACUGGCUCAACGUUGGUCCAAGAUCAAAAUCAACUGAAAGAUAUAUCAAUUACAAAUUAUCAUGAUAUGAGCCAGAUAGUACCAAAUUAUAACUUUGAUCAGGAUGUUAAUCGUACACCUCAGAACACCAGAAUACCACCACAAAGUAACAGGGGUUCCUCUGAUUUUCAUGAUAAUCAGUAUUUGCUCAACCGUAAUCCGAGUCUUCAAAUAAACCAUCAGCCAAAUGUACCGGCCCGAUUUUUACUUCCGCCUAGGUCACAAUUUAAGCCCAGAUCAUUUUACACUCAUAAUGUGCAUGAAAGGAGACCUCGACCCGUUUUUGUACCAAAUCAAGCUCGGCCUCCCAUGCUUCAUAAUAAUAUUGCCCAAUCUCAGUUAUACCACAGACUCAUUCCUACAUCACAAAACUUCCAACCUUCAAAUAAUUUAAUAGCUUAUAGACCAAAUUCUCCAAAUCUUAUCCGUGAGCCUCUAAAGCUUCAGCAAUUUCCGCACGGUGAUACACUUGUGCAUGGUUCUACGUAUAAUGGAAACUUGCACAGCGGUGAAACCACACUAAAUAAAGACCAACCAUAUAAAUAUGUGGCCCUACCAGACCUUACCGACCCAUUACUAGCUGAAGUAUAUCAACAAAAGAAUGGACGGCUAAAUGGUCAUCCUCGCAUUCAUCCUUAUACCAUGCACCCAAAUAUCCAGAGUCAGCCACAUAAUGUUGCUCAUGUUCCUUUAAAACAUAUCACACAAAUGCCCAAGCCAGCUCGACCUAUCUUACUCCCACAAAAGCAAAUUGCCAUACAACAGCCAUCAGCACAGCACAGUAAACUAGUAUGGGAGGGUCAAAGAAGACCCCUUAAUCCAUUUAGGUAUCCACAUUAUUUAGAUCCAAAUCCUUCACACCAAAAAAACUUUCAAUAUUCACCUUCUCAAAUGAUACCUAAUCGACCAGUAUUUGGCAGUAGUGAACUUUCCAGUGAAAUACAAUACUCACCCCGUCCUACUCGACCCGUUAACUUCCCAUAUAAACGUCCAGAGAAUGAAAAAAAACAAUACUAUAAUAAACCAGACCAGAUGCUAGGUCAGUUUAAACAACAAAAUGGAUUAUACAAAAGUAAUAACUAUGAAUCAAUUUUUGCUCUAAUGCCAGGACAAUUUCCUAAUGCCAAUGUUGCAAAUCAAUUUCAAAACAAAGGUGCACCACGACCUAAUCUUCAUCCGGGAGUUACAGAUAAUCCCAAAUCUCCUGUUACGAUGCAAUAUGUUGUAUCCGAUCCUCCCAAAGAUACUGAAAACAUAAUUAACCAUAAGUAUCCUGAUACAGAUGAAAAUGAAUAUCAUGACAAUCAGAAAGAUGCGGGUCUGUUGGUUCAGUCUGAUGAUCACGAUCAAUAUAUAUCACCUUCAUCCUUAGAAAGCCAAGUGAAUGAUAUUUUUUGGAACAACAAUAAUGAAAAUUUGCUUCAGGCCACUACUUCUGACCAAUCGCUUAUGAUUAAACUCGACAGUGGCCAUCAACAAGAGAUCGAUAAGAUAUUUAAUGACUAUGAGGAUAUGUCUGAAAAUCAAAAUAGCGAAAUUGAUUUGGAAAUGAAAAGUUCUUACAAAGAAUAUAACUCUGCACAAAAUCAAGACGAACUGCCAUUAACCGAUAGUUCAGUUAGCGACAUUGAGGAAAAUAAAGACGUAUAUAAUUUCGUUGACGAGUUUUACAAAGUUACGCCUAACCCAAUUCAAGAUGAACCUGUGGCAUUGACUACUUCAAACAACCCUUCCUUAAAUUUAUAUAGUUCCAUUGACGAGUUCUACAAAGUUAUGCCUAACCCAAUUCAAGGUGAACCUGUGGCAUUGACUACUUCAAACAACCCUUCCUUAGAUUUUCAUGACCAAGACGAACAAGUAGAUGCUUAUAAAACAACUACAGAUUUCGAAGAAUCUUUGUACGACUCAGUAUCUACUAAUGGCCAAAGUCCUCAAGAUUUUGAAUUAAAAUUGAAUGAGAUGGAUCUAUCCGAUGUAUCACAAUCCUCAAAUCCACAAGAACCCUCGUUUGUUAAAAGAAUGGAAUUAAAUGAAACAACUACAGCUACAACUGCAAAUUGGUUGGAGAAUAGUACUGAAGAAAUCUAUAAUACGACUGAUAGCUUAAGUACAUUGUCAGAAUUUUCAGAAAAUCUAUCUACAGCAAACAAUAUUGUAGAUAAAAUGCUGUAUAGCAGUUUAACCACUGAAGAAUUACAAACAAUAAUAAAUGAUGUCAAAUCAGAAUUAGAAUCAAAGGUUCAGUUUGAUAACAAUAACGAAACGGACUUUAUAUAUGACCGCUUUUUAGAUGAUGCUCCUACAUUUUCUGAAGACGGCGGGAUGAUAGAAUCUGCAGAAAACCUACUGGAAAUUCACACUACAUCAGAAGAUUCAAAUGUGAAAGACAUUGAAACAAUUACUAACUUUAAAGAAAUUGAUUCAACUACGACAGUAGCUGCAGUGAAUCUUGAAACUUCUUUGUUGCCAAAAAUAUUCAAUUCUCGAGUAAUAUACAAACAGAAAGAUCAAAUAGAGGAAUGUGGCGAAGGAACGCAAUGGAUUAGAAACUGUUAUGGUUGCUCCUGUGAAAACGGUAAAGCAGUAUGUUAUAAAUUGCCUGCUUGUGUACUAAGAAGUAUUGGAGAGCCGAUGACAUGCAAACCUUAUUCUCGAUUCAAGAUGGGUGACUGCUAUACUUGUGUAUGCAAUGGCGAUGGUGUAGCCGAAUGUGAUUCCACAGGCUGUACGAAAGAGAUAGGAAAUGAAAUGCUGGCUGUUGGAGAAAAACCGAAUAAUCCAGAAGAUUCAACAGAGGCUGGGUUAGCCUACAAACAAUACCAUGAUGAGAAAAAAACUGAUGAGCAAUAUUAUUCAAGCGACAAAAAGUUGCCCAAGGAAUGUACCAAGCAAAUCGUUUAUCCGACUUGUGAGCCGGGCACGACUUGGAUCAGUGCUUGCCAUCGCUGUGAAUGCAAAAAUAACAGUAGACAUGAAUGCACUCCAGUUGAUGGUUGCGAAUUGGACGUUCUUAGGAAGGGGAAACCGAGUCGAUGCAAGCCGAAUUCUAAGUUCUACCCAAAGACGACCGGCAUGCCUUGUGUUGAGUGCUACUGCAACGACGAAGGAAUCCCUUUCUGCCCAACGCCUAACAAAUAAUCAUUAUUGUAAUAUAACUUUAAUUUUGUACGUAUGUCUAUGUUAUUCCUGAUGAUGACAUUAUUUGACUUUUUAUAUGUUUCGUAAGAAAUGUUGCUGUUUAUGACCGAUUCUUUUUCAUUAAAGCCCAAAAAGUUUUAUAUUAAUAAUUCAUUGAAUUUAUAUACUUCAAUGACUGAUAUAUAAAGGCUAAAUGAGAAGGAAUCGGUUAUAGAUAAGAUGGAUGUAAAAGAGCUUAAUAAUGAUUUCAAACAUGUAGUGUUUAGGUUAGGUAGAAAUCUUUCCAGAUUAUUCUAAAAACGAAUUAUUGUAAAUAUAAUAAAAUGAAAUACGAAUUUAGAAUAAAGACUCGUACUGAUAAUUUGAAAAAAAUAUAUAUAAUGUAGAUGGAUUUUGCGUUAUGACAUCUCCGCUAGUCAUUUUGUUUUCUAUUGUGACCAUCGGUAAUUUUGUAGAGAAAAUUCUAAAGUGCCCACGAUAGUAUAACACCUUUUAUAUACACAAAGAAAAUUCAAACAAAACCUGAGUAAAAAUGUAGUUUAAUUUACUAACGAGCUGGCCAAUGGCUAGCUAGCAAGUUUUAUAAAUAAAAUAUAGCUCGCCAGCAAAAUAAAAGGCGUUGCUUUGGCCGUGUUCCCUUGAACGUAAUAAAAAUGAAUGUUUAAUUCUUG
Messenger RNA from Helicoverpa armigera (cotton bollworm), 5744 nucleotides. RefSeq lists its product as uncharacterized. The coding region runs from base 46 to 5073 and encodes 1675 amino acids. NCBI's taxonomy places the organism in Eukaryota, Metazoa, Arthropoda, Insecta, Lepidoptera, Noctuidae. The record is from RefSeq and is a predicted model, not a curated record. The transcript is spliced from 11 exons.